UGGGAUACCCUUUACUCUAACCUUUUGUUGUUGUUUUAAUUUAUUUAUUUAUUUAAUUACUACUUAACGCAGGUUAUUUUUUUCCAUGAACGUAUCCACUGGUUGUCUCGCGUCACAUGGCAGCAGGGGGCAGCUCUUCACACCCGCAAACUGCACCACAAUUGACGGAUUGAAAACACCCUGACAUCCUGCUGAGCUCCGGUGCGUCUCCUCCGGGCUGUCACCGUCACUGUGUCCCCUACGUGGAACCGGACAGCUGGAGCAUGCAGACAUGCGGGUCUUCCUCUGAAGCACAGGCAGAUAUGCUGUCAGUAGGCUGGCAGUGGCCGCCAUGUGGAGGCCACCUAAAGGACAACAGAAUCCAGAUAAAUUAGAUUAUUGGAUUGACUGCAACAGAUUAUAGCUCUCCUGCUUCCUCGAUGCUUCAUAAGAAAACCACAUCAAUUUGACUAUAUUUCACGCGGGGUUUUCAGGAAUAUAAAGCCUGGCAGCCAUGCUGACCAGCUUUAUAGAAGGCCUUCUCUGCUGCCUGACCUCAAAGUCUGCCAACGUUGUGGUUCCCGUAGAAACCUCCGAACCUGCCGAUGGCUACGAGUUUGUGGAGGUGAAACCAGGCCGCGUCCUGCGGGUUCGACAUAUCAUUCCUGACCGGGCGGUAGUGGAGGAACCCACCGGGCAAGGUGGGAGCGUCAGCUGCAAACGAAAGAUCACAGUAUAUCGUAAUGGACAGUUAUUCAUUGAGAACCUGGGCGACAGGGCGAGUGCAGAGCUGAAAAACUGUCCGAAUGGAGAGACAGAACCUAACAGCACUGUAGAGGUUGAACUUACAGACUGUGGUAACUCCUCACCGCCCGUCAGCAUCCCUGAGGGCAGGUCAGACUCCAUCACGGCUGGAAACAAUGGAGCAACUCAAACAGGAGCAGGGGGAGAGGCACCUGCUGCUGGACAAACUGACCAGUCCCAGCAACCCAGGAAGCGCAGGCGGAAGCCCAAGCGUACGGUGGUGAUCGACUGUGAGAGGAAGAUAUCAUCCUGUAAAGGGACGCACACAGAUGUGGCUCUGUUCUUCAUCCAUGGAGUGGGAGGCUCACUGGACAUCUGGGGGAGCCAGUUGGACUUCUUUUCUCGGCUGGGCUACGAGGUGAUCGCCCCGGACCUGGCAGGUCACGGAGCCAGCUCAGCACCACAGAUAGCCGCAGCGUACACUUUCUAUGCCCUGGCUGAGGAUAUGAGACUAAUCUUCAAGAGAUAUGCACGCAAGAGGAAUAUUCUCAUAGGACAUUCUUAUGGUGUGUCGUUCUGCACGUUCCUGGCACAUGAGUAUCCAGAGCAGAUCCACAAGAUGGUGAUGAUCAACGGAGGUGGUCCCACAGCUUUGGAGCCCAGCCUCUGCUCCAUCUUCAACCUGCCCACCUGUGUGCUUCACUGCCUCUCCCCGCUGCUGGCCUGGAGCUUUCUCAAGGCUGGAUUUGCUCGGCAGGGUGCCAAGGAGAAGCAGCUGCUGAAAGAGAACAAUGCCUUCAACGUGUCGUCCUUUGUGCUGCGCGCCAUGAUGAGCGGGCAGUACUGGCCCGAGGGGGACGAGGUCUACCAUGCUGAGCUCACAGUGCCCAUCCUGCUGGUUCAUGGCAUGCACGACAAGUUUGUUCCUGUUGAAGAAGACCAGCGCAUGGCAGAGAUCCUCCUAUUGGCCUUCCUGAAGCUGCUGGAGGACGGCAGUCACAUGGUCAUGAUGGAGUGUCCCGAGGCUGUCAACACACUCUUGCAUGAGUUUAUCCUCUGGGAGCCAGCCGCCCCUCCACCGCCAAAGAAAGAGUCCAAAGCACGACCAGAGACUGCCAAAGCCCAAUCUGACGACACCAAGGCAUCGUCUGAGCCCGGAAAGGUCCGACCUGCAACUGCCAGGCAAACCUCAUCAAACGGUGGUGCGGAGGAAAAGCCAGACAGCAAGGCCAAAAAAUGACUGAAGAUUAAAGCUGACUGAGAUUAAAGCUGAAACUUCCAGUGGUUCUUACACUAAAUCAUGGCUGGCUGUGCAUUUUGUAUCACCUGGGGAACUGAGCUGGUUGGAGCUGUUGAGCCUGAUGAUGAAAGGCGCCAGUUUAUCUGAAAUGGUCCAGCUAAAGGUUGGACUUAAUGGAAGUGCGACACUACAGGGAGCUCAAAUCUGAUUCCAGUUAUGUCAGCUACAAAGCUGAAGGACAGAGGAAAAGGAGCUCCAAUAAUGUAAUGAGACAAAGAUGGUCCAUUCGUCAGUGCACGGCUCCCUGUCCCACAUACAGCAGGGAACAUAUGGUUGUGCCUUGAAGUGAUGUGUGGUGAUGAUGUUAGGGUGGGCGGAGCAAGAGACGGGGUUUGGUAAUAUACAGCCAGGAGGGCGAGGGGGGAAAAAAAAAUAGUUGUCAAAGCGGCAAACGUGGUUGAAUUUGACGUCUGAGGAGAAAGUCAAGACGCGUCUGCUGCUACACAGACCGGUACAUUUUUUUAAAAGGAUGACACUUGAAUGCCUGGUCUGACAUCUGCCAUUCCCAAAACUUGGAAAAGCAAAUGAAAAAAAAAACCAACUGGUUGGUGUGACACAUGCUUUAGGUUGACUGCCUGUUUCGCUGCUCUGUGUAAAGCAACAGCAGAACCUAAACUUUAUCAAAACUAGCAGGAUGGUUAAUAAGCCUCAUGUAUUCGUCUCCUUGAGGUUCAAUAUCAAAACCAAGUGACACACUUAGCUGGCUGUGAAAUGUUGAUGUGUGUGUGUGUGUGUGUGUGUGUGUGUGUGUGUGUCAGGGGAUGUUUCUCAGCUAGCUUUUCCAUUGCACAUAAUGAUAAAUUGCACACCUCACCUUUUUAGGGAUGAGUUUUAAAAUGACAAAAUGAAAUUGUCAUGUUACAGAAAAUAGCAUUGAAAACUAAUGCAGACAUUUAUUGAUUAUUUUAUUUUAUCUUUAAAUUCUUCAACACCUGUUAGAAGUGAGCCAGGAGCAUUAGAAGCUUACAAGAUGUAAGUAGCCUUACAUCCGACUCAUUGGAGGGAUUUACGUAGCUGCCACUAGUAACAGAGCAAACAGGAACGGGUGUUUUUUUUUGUUUUGUUUUUGUGGGUGAUCACGUUGUGACUUGUCAAGCUGAAAAAGUAAAGAAUGAUCAGGCAUUGAUGAGGACGGAAGUGAAAGUAAAUGUGCUACUUCCUAGAAUUCAGGGAAAUGUGUGUUCAGUGAAGUGUAGCCCUGCUAAAUUUAGCAGUAGUUGAGGCUCAGCAAUGAAUCAUAACUUUAUUAAACAGAAUGAGCCAAAGAUUUUGCACAAAUCAAAUGUACAUAGUGAUGUUAAGUGCAUAAGAAGAAGGUUUGUAUUGCGAUGCAUCAGGAAUGUGCGAACGCAGGAUUUAAAAGUCCACAUGAACUGCACCCAAGCUGACACUACAAAGUUUACUCAAAAACAUUCACUAUUUUUUUAAUCUAGCCAUGUGCUUUAAUAUUUUUGAUAAUUAAAAUCCCCACUACAACAAGAAGUCACUGACACCUAUUAACUUUGCAGUGUUAGAGAGAACUUGUUUUAAUGGUUCCUAUAGCUCCCACAGAGAAUAUCAUGUAUGCAGCAAUAUACCAUAAUUAUAUGAUAAACCCGGGACACAGUCCGUCUAAAGAUUUGCCCUCAUAAUAAAUUUUUGAUUUGUAUGUGAAUGAUGAACUUCACUAAACUGCAAUGAUCUUUUUUACCUUGAGAAGUAGUAAGUGUAGUAAAUAUAUUAGUCUAUGAGUAUGAAAACUGUAUUUUGUUACAUCUACAGUAUUGUUGAGUCCAGCGUUUGCACAUGAGAGGCCAAGAGUUAGGCUGAGGAGAAGUGUUCCCAUGCAGUACAUUGACUGCAUCAGUGUAUCAUAACGCUCUGUAUCUAUUUACAGUUUAUUAUGAACAUCUGUGACUGUUUUUUCGACCACUGCAAAAGCGCGUGUAUGUCUUUAGAUGAGCUGACAUGCUCUCAGUACUUCAGUGGUUCAGGUAUUUGUAACAUUUACAAAACUUCUCUGAGCCUCCAACAUAGAAAACUCAGAAGAUGUGGAUGAAGCACAGAUUUCAUUGUCUUCUCUCAGUUCAUUGUAUUUGAUGUUUGUUUUUUUUUUAUACAUAGAAUGUACUUUUUAUACAUUGUACUUUGAUUUGUGAUGGAUAUUUAGAUUGACAAGAAACUGUAGCAGGGAAUUCACUGAGCUCUGACCAGAGAAAUGCAACAGGCUGUUCGCUUGUGACUUUCCUGAACUGAAGAAAACUGUCCAUUUUAUAUCGUGUGUGUCUUAAAUUUUGUAACUGUUUGCCUUUGACAAUGAUUACAUAAAAGAACUGCUGAUUUAGAAAUGUUCAAUUUAUCAGAGUAAAUUAUUAUAUGUUGUGAAUUUUCAAUAGUUUUGCUGUGUGUGUGUGUUUUUUUUAUACCUUCUUCUAGUGACUGUUCUUAGGGGGUUUGCUGAAUGUGAACCCUCUUUUUCAGAAACAGCCUUCUUGACACAGGGAGUAGUAAGUUAUUCACUAAGUCCCCCCAGAUAUUUCUUGGUGAAUGCGUCAGACAGGAAACUCUUUGUUCUCUCCUUUAUAAACUUUAGGUUACAGUUGUCCCACAUGUCAUGUCUUCUGAUGAGCACAGAUGUGAAUUGAGAGUAAGAUGUUGCUGAUGAUUAAGA
Molecule: messenger RNA, 4673 nt
Organism: Seriola aureovittata
Lineage: Eukaryota; Metazoa; Chordata; Actinopteri; Carangiformes; Carangidae
Gene: abhd8b
Product: abhydrolase domain containing 8b
Exons: 5
Coding region: 494-1963 (489 amino acids)
Molecular function (GO): catalytic activity
Source: RefSeq, a predicted model, not a curated record